AUGCAGGACGAGGCUGUGCGGGCGGCACUGGCAAGUGGUGCGUGGCGCGAGAAGAAGGACCCUAAGUCUGGCAGGACGUACUACGUCAAUGCGCAGACACGGACUUCUGUAUGGAACCUGGCAAAGGAGCUCGCGAAGAUUCCACAACAACAACAACAGGAACAGACAAAGGAGAAGUCACAGAACAUUGCGGCGGAGCUGCAGGAACAGGCGAAGCGGUGGCAGGAGGAAGAGGCUGCGCUGAUGCAGCACAUCACUGACCUGGAGCGGGAGAAGGUGCGGCUGGAGAGUGAGAUCUCUGUUCUGCUCGGCCCCACCGAAACUGAGGCGACAGCACUGCGAGAGGAAGAGAAAUGGCUGCGCGACGCGAAACAUAGUCUUGAGGUUGUCGUAGCGGAGGAGUUGCAGAAACAACGGGAACAGACAGUGGAGCUGCAGCAGCUCCAGGCACAUGUAGAGAAGCUGCGCCUCAAGCGGAAACAGGAGCUAGAAGCAUUUGAAUCGCUGCGUAAGCGACUAACGUUGCUGCAGCAGGAGCAUGCGGAGGCACUGGCGGACCUCCGCCGUGAGGAGGACGCACAUGCCUCGCUGGAGGAGGAGCAUCGCAAUGAGACGCGUCAGCUGGAGAACGCUUUGCGUGCGGAGGCACGUGUGAAGGAGUUAAUUAAGAUGCGUGCAGCGGAGGUAGAUCGUAUGAAGGCGGAACUGAAGGCGGUGUGCGAGCGCAAGGCUGAACUGCAACAGCACCACCAGCGUCUGUCCGAAGAGGUGGCGGACGGGUCGAUGGGAGCCGCGACAGAUGCUCUGCAGGAGGGGGCGUCCCCGGUUUCCCCUCUGUUACUCUCACGGCUCCAGCGUGAGGUGGCGCGGCGGAAGAAAAGCCUGCAGCAGUUGAAGCAGCAUCAGCGAGUUGGUGAGGAGGCGGAGUGGAUGCGGUGUGAGAGUGCCGAGCUGCGCCGUGUCGCGGCCUCGGCGGAGCGCGAGGCAAAACAGAUGGCGCUCUUCUUAGCGGAGCUGCGCGCGCAGGUGCAGGUGGUGGCCCCACUGGUGGAGGCGGUCGCGCGUGACGUGCAGCAGCUGGUGGCAGAGUCAGGGACGUAUCGCUGA
Molecule: messenger RNA, 1107 nt
Organism: Trypanosoma grayi
Lineage: Eukaryota; Euglenozoa; Kinetoplastea; Trypanosomatida; Trypanosomatidae
Exons: 1
Coding region: 1-1107 (368 amino acids)
Molecular function (GO): protein binding
Source: RefSeq, a predicted model, not a curated record